AUGGCACGCCCGAGCAGCUCUCCUCAAACCCCUCCAAGAGAAUGGGACGACGAUCUAUUCGAAGAGAAUCUGGCUCUGGCACCGAAAAAACCACGAGGGUAUAUCGGUCUGACAAAGUUUCUUCACGAAAAUAAGAACAACGUGACGGACGAAAUUUUGAUGGAGAGUAACCGCGUGAUAGGCUAUGCGUUUAACAAAGAGUUCCAGCGCUACUGCAUCUGUAACUCUGACGUGGUCCGUCAGUUUCGAAACCCUGAUACCAUUUUCAUUCUGGCGUUUGCCAUCAUCCUUCUCAACACAGACAUGUACAGCCCCAAUGUCAAGCCUGAGCGCAAGAUGAAGCUGGAGGACUUCAUCAAGAAUCUACGAGGGGUUGACGAUGGAGAGGACAUUCCUCGUGAGAUGCUGGUUGGGAUUUAUGAACGGAUCCAAAAGAAAGAGCUUAAGACCAAUGAGGACCAUGUGUCUCAGGUGCAGAAGGUGGAGAAACUCAUUGUGAGCAAGAAGACAAUGGGAUCGCUUCACCAUGGCCUUGGAUGUGUGCUGUCUCAGGCUCAUCGUAGGCUGGUGUGUUACUGCAGACUCUUUGAAGUUCCAGAUCCAAACAGGCUGCAAAAACUCGGGCAGCACCAGCGGGAAAUCUUCCUGUUCAAUGACCUCCUAGUGGUUACCAAGAUCUUCCAGAAGAAGAAAAACUCAGUGACUUACAGUUUUAGACAGUCUUUCUCUCUUCACGGGAUGCAAGUGAUGCUCUUUGAAAACCAGUUCUAUCCACAUGGUAUCCGGCUCACUUCAGCUAUUCCAGGAGCUGACAUUAAAGUCCUGAUCAAUUUCAACGCUCCCAACUCUCAGGACCGCAAGAAAUUUAUCAGUGACCUGCGAGAGUCCAUCGCUGAGGUCCAGGAAAUGGAGAAAUACCGGAUAGAGUCUGAACUGGAAAAGCAAAAGGGGGUGGUCAGACCCAGCAUGUCUCAGAGCAUGUCUGGCUUGAAGAAAGAGGCAGGAAAUGGGACCAUGAGCCGCACUAGUCUGGAUGACACCUAUGCCAUGGGGGAGGGGCUAAAGCGGAGCACGCUCAGUAGCUCCCUGCGUGACCUCUCUGAAGCAGGCGGGUGCCGCACCAGUGCAGGAUCUCUAGACAGCAAUAUGGAAGACUUCAUCAUUAGCAGUCCUCCAUUGGACCACAGAGAACCCCUCGCCGAGGAUCACCUAUUUCCUGACACACCCAGCACUUCAAACUCCUCCUUCCUCAUCGGGUCACCUUUCAGCAACAGACAGGUCAAGGAUUCGCUCAUGGGCUGUACUCCAAUGCUUCCUCGAGACCCCAGCCCCCCCACCCUCAUCUUCCAAACACCACACCCAUUUAACCUGCACCACACUGCCCAGCCCUCCGCCCACCGCUCGCAUCUGGGUCAGAUUCCCCAGAACCAUCCACCGUCCUGCCACUAUCCACCAGCACUCAACUCACGUGGCCUGCGUCUCUUCAGAUCUCACACACCACACAACCCCCGCUGGCCCCAGCACACAGUCCAGAACAGACAUCUGCAUGCGACCGGCAGACACUGCGGCAUCACCACGCUGGUGUGAGCUCAUUUCUCACUUAACAGAAAUGACGGGCUGAACUGAGCCAGAAGCCCACCCAACACCCAGCCAAAGCCCAGAGGAGCCACGCAUCUGCAAAAAAUGCAUCUCUCUUUUAUUUCCUAUUUCCUAUAUGGCUACAGGUAAAUGUCAUGUAAACAUCUCUGGGUCAUAUUUCAUCCCAAAAAAUUCCUGAUAAUUGCCCAGGAAUGAAAAAUCCACCCUUAACAUCCAUCAUUUUAGUCCAUUUUGUCACAGAACACAAGAGAUGUUGACGCUGUUCACUAUGUGUUUUUUAAAAGGAGGAAAAAUUUGUUAAAUUUAAAAAAAAAAAAUUUAUCAGUUCAAUUCAAUUUGUAUAGUAUUUUUGUUGCAAAGCGACUUUACAGAAAUAUUCACUUGAAGAAAAGGGAUGAUAUGAUCUGCAUUUUCAGAUCUUCAUAUUAUCUGGAGAUUCAACGCUGGCUGGACAUUUUUACAAACACACUAUCUGUAUCUAUAAAUAAAUGUACUUAACGUCAUUGCCUCUGUGGACAAAAUACUUGGCACUGCUGUAGAUUUCAACACAACAUAUUUAAACAGCAGAAAUGAGCAUGAAUAAGAAACUUAGUCCAGUGGAAAAAGACACAAAAUUAUUCCCAUUUUAUCAGUCAGGCACUUUAAUGAACAAUAAACUCAACUCAACUCUCAACUCAACUUUAUUUAUAUAGCGCUUUUACAAUUUUCAUUGUUACAAAGCAGCUGUACAUGAGACACAUUGACUACAAGCAAAACAAUCAAAGUUGUACCUGCAAAAACAAGAAAAGGUUGAAAACACAGAAGACAGACACACCCACACACAAAACACUCCACACACACAACACGCACACGCACCAACACACACAGACACACACACACACACACACACACACACACACGUACGUACACAGACAAGUACGCACACACACACACGCUCAGUGAGAGCACACAUUUAGGAUAAAGGAGAGAGAAGCACAGGUCAAAUAUAACAGAUAAUAAAUUCCUAUAUGCAAUAUUAAUUAAGUAAAACUUUAAGAUUCUAAAGCAGCCCCCCCGGUCAGGCAGAUAGUGCAAAAACAGUAUGCAAACGGUGGCGAGGAACCCAAAACUCUAAUCGAGAAAAAAAACCUCAGGAGAACCCAGGCCCAACCAGGGGAUUCCAGUUCCCCUCUGGCAAAAGCUGCUGCCUCUGCACAAGCUCCAGAGAACUUGCACAACAAGGCUAAAUAAAAUAAAUAAACUUAAUAAUAAAAUAAAUUAUAGUUUAAGAUUAUCAUUAAUAAUCUAAUAGCAUUUGAAGUUUUGUGGUGAAGACAUGUCAAGAGACCGCGUCCUUCUUUAUCCAGCUCUAUCAUCUCAGCUCUUGUCAGGUCCCCACUUCCCAUUCUCCGCUCUACCAUCAGGUCAGGCCAUGAACUGCAUCCUGCUCGCUGUGGUAACCUUGGAACAAUGAGACAAGACUGGCUGAGAGUAGAGUACUGUUCUGCACUCUUUGAUGCAACAAGUACAUCAGUUGUGUUUUUGGUUCCGGUUGAUCUAACUAAUGCAGCCUAAACCCUCAGAAGAUUUAUAUUAUUUAUAUUAUAAACGAAAACAACAACAAGAAAAAACUAUUUUGUAAGGGUGUGCUCAGUUUUUAAAGGUGCAAAGGUUUUUAAAAGGCCUCCUUUAAUUCUCAUUACUUUCUAAUAUUCUUAAAGUAGUUCACCUUCAAAAUGAAAAUUCUGUCAUCAUUUAUUCAACCUCUUGUCAUUUCAAACCUGUAUGACUUUCUGUAUGAUACAAAAGAAGAUAUUUUGAAAAAUGUUGGUAACAGAACAGCAAAGCCCCCCUUUGACUUCUAUUGUAACCAAUGCAAGUGAAUGGGGGGCUGUUAACAAGGCUGUUAACAAUAUUCUUCAAAAUAUCUUCCUUUGUGUUCUGUGGAAGAAAGAAAGUCACACAGUUUUGAAAAAUGAGUAAAUGAUGACAGAAUUUUUAUUUUGAAGGUGAACUACUCCUUUUGAAGUGAUCAUAACUAUUUUUGAUCAUUUCUACAUUUAGCUAACAAAUACAUCAAACUGUACAGGCCUACACAUUUUACAAAUCUAAAUAAUAUUGUUUUCUUUGCAUUACUAUAUUGAGAAAAAUUUGCUUUUUUGGCAUCACAACAUUAUCAGUCCAACAAUAAGUUUCUAUGCAAAAUACAAUGACUUUUGUUUUUUGGACUUUGGGGUGAAAUAUGAGCAGGGCAUGUUGCUGACAGGGUUCUUAUCCCUACCGAGAUCACAUUUAGCUCAAAUAAACCACAACAAAACGAGGGUUUGUUUGUAUUAGAACAUGCUUGUGGAGUAAAUGUGUUUUAAAGCGAAGUCUCAGCAAUCAUUAAUGAACGUGCCAAUGAUCAUCUCAUAUAUACUCAUCAGCUCUAUGCUCUGUGUAGUAUAUUAGUACAGUAGUGUAAUUGUAUCCAUUUUAGGCAAGAAGCGAUGUUAGAGAACACUGUAAAAAUGUAUUCAGAGUUUUAAGAACAAAAUCUUGGUCAGUCAAAGUCAAGGUCAGAUGUGAAGAAGAAUGUUACUAGAAAUGCUGAUCCUGGAGCACACUGACCUGCUGGAACAUGUACAGUGUAAGGUCAUUUGAAAUUGCUACAUAUCACACUAACCAGGAAAGACUUAGUUCAAGGAUGUGAGAUGUUAAAAAUAUACUUGCAUGCCUUCAACUGGAACUAAAACUUUUUCAGUGAAAACGAUAAAGUCAUAUUUGACAUUUUUUAUACUUUUCAGUCUUUUUUGGGGGGGUUAUGCACAAAACUAAUGAGGGCCAGUGACUGAAUUAUGUUUCUAUGUAUUUAAGGAUUAUUUUCCUUCUAAAGUGCAAUAUGUUUGUCAUGAUACCAUUAUUUCAUCGUAGUGGCUUAUGGUUUCUCAUAGGACCAUGGGACGUCAAAUUGAUUUGGGCUUUAACUGUGAUUAUCGAUGUUUUUGGUGUUUAUUUAUUACUGUAAAUAAAGCAGUGUGACCAUGGCAA
Messenger RNA from Triplophysa rosa, 4608 nucleotides. Its product is annotated as IQ motif and SEC7 domain-containing protein 1-like. Gene Ontology annotation, biological process: actin cytoskeleton organization; regulation of ARF protein signal transduction. The transcript is spliced from 10 exons. Gene Ontology annotation, molecular function: guanyl-nucleotide exchange factor activity. NCBI's taxonomy places the organism in Eukaryota, Metazoa, Chordata, Actinopteri, Cypriniformes, Nemacheilidae. Bases 1 to 1587 code for a protein of 528 amino acids. The record is from RefSeq and is a predicted model, not a curated record.